AUGCCGCCCUUUAAGGAUGAGCAUGUGCUCAUUAUUGCUCCGGGCUCGUACAUCACCUCGGCGCAACUAGGUCUGCCCGAGUCGUUCACUCCUCCCCGCUACCGAUUUCCCAGUCGCAUGUUCCCAGGCGCAAAUCCUGGAGAAUGGGAACCUACUAAAAUUCGGUCAAAAAUCACAUCCAAGAGGAAAGAAGCUCCACAAGAACCACAAGCUACCCAGAAUGGAGAGACGAAAGUCGAAUCUACCGCGGAGCCGGCGCAAGGCCUACCGCCCACGAUUGAGCAGCCUGUCGCAUCGUCAAUAGAAGUUGAUCAGAUACAAACUAAGAGCGAUGAGAUAUCUAGUCAAACAGCCACAGAGAAAGCUGAACUUCAAGAGGGUGAAAGCGACGCUGUUCUUCCCGUCGAGUCAUCAAAACCUGAACAGACUUCUGAAGCCGUGCCUUUGGCCGACGUGGAAAUGGCAGAAGCUCCAGCCGAGGCGAAAGACCCAGUACCCGAGGCUCCAAAACCAGACACUGACAUGGCUGAUGCACCAACCCAGGAAGAAGCAAAACAGGAAACCGCUUCCGCGCAAGAAGCAAUAGAAGCUGCAAAGUCCGAACCAGAUACGGAGAUGAAAGAGGCAGCGCAAGAGGUGGAGGAAGAGGUAAUCGAGCACGAAGACGACCCCUAUGCUACAGAAGGUGCCGUCUAUCCAAUCGUCGAAGGUCGCAUUGAGAACUGGCCUUGCUUCUUCGCACUCCUCUCGCAUGUCUACAACAUGGUCUCCCCCCCGUUCCACAGCCCGGUAUUAUUCGUCUCACAACCUUGCUGGUCCGCAAGGGAUAACGAGAUGAUCACUCAGUUCGUUUUUGAGAACUGGAAAAUCCCUGCCUUUUGUCUAAUGGACGCCGCUCUUACUGGGAUAUAUGCUUACGGUAUCCCGACCGGACUUGUCGUUGACAUUGGUUAUGAAAAGUGCGAUGUUACUGCAGUGACCGAAUUUCAGGUUAAUGAUAUUGGCCGGGGAGCAGGUCUUCGUGGUUGCGGUGGACAAACCAUGACCAAACGGUUACAACAAGUACUGGAGAAACAAGGCUUUACGGAAGAUAUGGCGGAACAGCUAAAAAAGAGCCCCAUUUGUGAGAUUCUUCCUGCAGGAGUAGCCUAUCCGACGGUGGCGCACAAUGGCUUCGCUCCUAACCCGGCCUCUGCAGCUUCUACGGGAGCUUUGGACUCGGGAUUGAAUGCCAAAGAUGAGGAGGGCUUAAGGCCUGGCCAAGCCCCUCGUGGUCCUGGCACCGGGACUGUGGUUGGUGAGGAGGCAGGUAAUGGCGACGAUGAUGAAAAUGAAGGUGUGCUUGAUGUCGCCGCGAUUGUGGCUCGCGAUAAUGCCGCGGAACUUCUUGCAAAACGCGAGAAGGAGAAGGCCGAGAAAGCCGCAGCGGCGAAGAAGGGGGCCGCUGCCGAAGCACCAAAACAGAUCCGUCUGAGAAAUUCGGAGAGGGAGCGUGCAACAUUCACCUAUGUCGAAUACCUGCCACCUGAUGAGUCCGAUGAUGCUGAGCGCGUUAGUCGGCGUAAAAAGCGAGAAGUCGAGGUCGGGGUGGAAAGGUUUAUGGCCGCCACGCCUCUAGCUGGAAAUGCUGAAGGGUUGAUCGACACAAUCGCAGAGGCAAUCCACCACGCCGCUCUGAGUGUCCCUGAUAUCGCCAUGCGGUCAGCACUGUGGGACAAUCUGAUUGUGGUCGGAAACGGUAGUCGCGUCAGAGGUUUCACAUCUAGUCUGGUCUCGAUACUCAACUCACGCUACGUCCUUUCCCCUUCUACUGCCACCAUCUUCACUUCGGAGUUACCGUCGAAUUUCACCACACCGGUAGCCACCCCAGGCACUAAUACACCAAUACCAGGACAAGUCGGCCAACAACUCCAUCACCCCGGUGGUGGCGUCAAUCCGCUACUGGUCGCAGCGACGAAGAACAUGAUGCAGCCUAAUCAGCAUCUGCAGGUUCAAGGACAAUUACCGCCAGGCCAGGAUCAAGGAAUGGGUUAUCAUCACCGCGGCUUCAGUCAAUCCCCUACGUCAGUCAAGACAGUCAAGAUGCCAGACUACUUUCCUGAAUGGAAGGAUCCUCAUGUCAGUGGAAUGGAAGAGGCGGCAUUUUUGGGUGCGCAGGUUGCUGCAAAGGUUGUUUUCAUAGUAGAUCAAGGAAACAGCAAGGGUUUCCUCACCAGAACCGAGUACAAUGAUCUUGGCCCAGCGGGGAUUCAUGAAUGUACUUUAUGA
This is a messenger RNA of Exophiala spinifera, 2268 nucleotides long. RefSeq lists its product as uncharacterized. Lineage: Eukaryota; Fungi; Ascomycota; Eurotiomycetes; Chaetothyriales; Herpotrichiellaceae. The record is from RefSeq and is a predicted model, not a curated record. The coding region runs from base 1 to 2268 and encodes 755 amino acids. The transcript is spliced from 3 exons.